AUGUCGCUCAAUAUCCCAAACGCCCCUAACUCGGGCCUGUUCAAGCAGGGUUAUAACAACUACGACUCUGAAGAUGGCGCUGUCCUCCGUAACAUCGACGCCUGCAGGGCAAUUGCUUCCACCGUCCAGACCUCUCUCGGCCCCUAUGGCCGCAACAAGGUCGUUAUCAACCAUCUGCAAAAGAUGAUUCUUACCUCCGACGCUGCCACCAUCCUCCGAGAACUCGAAGUCGUUCACCCCGCCGCUAAGCUCCUCGUCAUGGCCAGUCAGCAACAAGAAGCUGAGAUGGGCGAUGCCACCAACCUCGUUAUCGUCCUUGCUGGCGAGCUGCUUCGAAAAGCUGAGGACCUGCUACGCAUGGGUCUGAAGACAUCAGAUAUUGUUAUUGGUUAUGAGAAGGCUCAGAAGUUCGCCCUUGAGACCCUUGAGGAGCUUGCUGUCGAUAAGGUUGAGGAUAUGCGGGAUCAGGAGGAGCUCAGCAAGGCCAUCAGCACCGUCAUUGCCAGCAAGCAAAACGGUAACGAGACUUUCCUCGCCGAUCUCGUUGCUGAGGCUGUCCUUGCUGUCCUUCCUAAGAACCCCGCUAACUUCAACGUCGACAACAUCCGCGUCGUCAAGAUCAUGGGUGGAAGCCUGGAGCAGAGCAAGGUUGUCAAGGGUAUGGUCUUCCCCAAGGAGCCCGAUGGUUCGGUCAAGAAGGCCACCCGCGCCAAGGUCGGUGUCUUCACUUGCCCCAUCGAUGCUGGACAGACCGAGACCAAGGGAACUGUUCUGCUGCACAACGCCAAGGAGAUGAUGGAUUUCACAAAGGGCGAGGAGUCUCAAUUGGAGACAUCUAUUAAGGAGCUUUACGACUCUGGCCUUCGUGUCGUUAUCUGCGGUGAGCGAGUGGGUGAUCUGGCCAUGCACUACCUUAACCGCUUUGGCAUCCUGUGCAUCCGAAUUCUCAGCAAGUUUGAGCUUCGAAGAGUCUGCCGUGUGGUUGGUGCCACCCCCUUGGCGCGAUUAGGAGCCCCCAUGCCCGAUGAGAUGGGAAGCAUCGACGUUGUUGAGACCCUCGAGAUUGGUGGCGACCGAGUUACAGUCUUCCGUCAGGAGGAUGAGGUUACCCGAACGGCUACCCUGGUUCUUCGAGGUGCUACCCAGAACCAUCUUGACGACAUUGAGCGUGCUGUCGACGACGGUGUUAAUGUUGUUAAGGCCAUUACUCGCGACCCUCGACUGGUUCCUGGUGCUGGUGCCACAGAAGUCGAGCUUGUUGAGAGGAUACAGGCUCACGGUGAGAAGACCCCCGGUCUUAGCCAGUACGCUAUCAAGAAGUUCGGUGAGGCUUUCGAGGUUGUGCCUCGCACUAUCGCAGAGAGUGCUGGUCUUGACGCCACCGAGGUUCUGAGCCGACUGUACGCUGCUCAUGCCAACAGUGACAAGUGGGACAUUGGUGUCGAUAUUGAGAACGACGAUAACACUGGCCUUCUUGAUGCCAAGGAUGAGGGUAUCCUCGAUCUCCUCAUUUCCAAGCAAUGGGCUAUCAAGCUUGCCACCGAGGCUGCCCGCACAGUUCUGUCCGUUGACCAGAUCAUCGUGGCACGACAAGCUGGUGGACCAAAGCCCCCAGGUCCCAACCCUAACUGGGAUGAGGACUAA
Messenger RNA from Fusarium coffeatum, 1644 nucleotides. RefSeq lists its product as uncharacterized. Gene Ontology annotation, cellular component: chaperonin-containing T-complex. The transcript is spliced from 4 exons. The record is from RefSeq and is a predicted model, not a curated record. Gene Ontology annotation, biological process: protein folding. Gene Ontology annotation, molecular function: ATP hydrolysis activity; ATP-dependent protein folding chaperone; ATP binding. Lineage: Eukaryota; Fungi; Ascomycota; Sordariomycetes; Hypocreales; Nectriaceae. Bases 1 to 1644 code for a protein of 547 amino acids.